This is a messenger RNA of Chondrus crispus (carragheen), 978 nucleotides long. RefSeq lists its product as hypothetical. Gene Ontology annotation, molecular function: protein-folding chaperone binding; ATP binding; protein folding chaperone. The transcript is spliced from 2 exons. The record is from RefSeq and is a predicted model, not a curated record. Gene Ontology annotation, cellular component: mitochondrial matrix; chloroplast. Bases 1 to 729 code for a protein of 242 amino acids. NCBI's taxonomy places the organism in Eukaryota, Rhodophyta, Florideophyceae, Gigartinales, Gigartinaceae.
AUGAAUCCACGCAACUUUGCUUUUGCGACCCCGGCCUCACUGCCGUUGCGAGGCGUGAGUGUUCGCCCCUCCAUCUGCCCGCGUAUGCCGCGCAUGACAGCCGCCACCGCCACCCAUACACUCAAUGGGAAGACCCUUCCAGGUCCCGUGCAGCCCGCCGGCCAGAACAUCUUGGUCAAGGUCGCCGAAGCCCAGGCCACUACCACAGGCGGCCUUAUUCUCUCGAGCACAGCCAAGGAAAAGCCUACAUACGGCGAGGCCGUCGAGGUCGGCCCCGGUAGACACUUUGGCAACGGCGUCAAGAUUCCCAUGGCCGUCAACAAGGGUGACUUCGUUCUGUACGGAAAGUAUGGAGGCACAGACGUUGACUACGACGGUGAGAAGCAUACCGUUGUCACGCAAGACGACAUUUUGUGCAAGUUGAGCGGUGGCGAGUACAAGCCGUCGGCCGUCGUUCCGAUUUUUGACCGCAUGCUCAUCAAGGUUGAUCAAGCUAAGGAGGAGACGGGCGGCGGUAUCAUUAUGGCCAGGAACACCGCGGAGAAGGCUACCUCCGGCACGGUUGUCGCUCUUGGCGAAGGAAGAUUCAUGGAGAAUGGGGAGACAGAGCCGGCGGCGUUCGCAGUUGGCGAAAUUGUCCUGUAUGGCAAGUACGCCGGCACUGAGGUCGAGUUCGAUGGGGAAACCUAUAUGCUUGUUCGCACCGCAGAUAUUUUCGCAAAGUACUAGAGCCGUGCACUGGCAAAGGCCUUUGCCGUAUAAAUAUCUGUCCGCUCACUGACUUUGAUAUUGUCCUUGUCUGAAACGUCUCGACUCGCAUACACGAAAUCUUAAGAGUAAGAAAGUUCUUUGCUGUUCUUCCUAUGUUGCCGCUAGGAUCACGUAGUCUUGCGAUCUGUUAAUGAAGGUGAAUACUAUUCAACGAACUCUACAUCACGUAAAGGAGCACCGCGCUCAGUCGCAUUCGGAGUUUGUUAG